UUGUUUCUAAAUGACUUUCUCUCUCCUCCAUGGCCCAUGGUUGUUUCUUUUAUUAUUUCUCACCCAGCUUAUUUAUUGCAGCCUGGUCUGGAUUAUUGGGAAGAAAGAAUCUAUGUUGUUUGAGAAAGGCCUUGGUGAGGAACUGGAUGAUGUGACACUCUUGAACUACAGGACAUUUAGUUUCAUGUGUAGGUCAUAGCUGGGAUCAUGCCCUAAGAAAGUUCUACCUCUGUCUUACUCUGACAUUCUUUCACAGCAAAAUUACUGUUUAAGGCCAAUAUUUGAGUUGUAUCUGAGCCAGAUAGAACAGAUCUAAAUUAAAGCCCAGAUGCACAAGGCUGGAAAGGACAACACACAAAAGCAUAGCUGGCCAUUAGUUGAUAAGGCAUUGAGAGCUGUGUACAUGGAGCCUUCUGUUGCUCAGAGGAGAGCAACACAAUUUGCAAAUUGCUUGUGAUGAUUAUCAUCAGUCCAGAAGAAUGAAUAACAGCAGUCUGUAAGGGCAAUUAAGUUACCAUUUAAUAGGAAAGGAAAUGCUGUCCCUAGCAGGAAAUACCUCUGUUACACCACGUGCUCAAAAGAAAGCAGGACUCCAGUGUGCACUUGGCUGUCUUCGCUAUCAGCAGCUGAGUGGCCUUGGAGAAGAUCACAGAAUUGUCAGGGUUGGAAGUGAUCCCAAAAAUCAUCUAGUUUCAAGCCCCUGCCGUGGGCAGGGACACCCUCCACUGGAUCACAUUUUGACACAUGUAACAAACCUCCCCUGUCUCCAGAAAUUUUAUUUUCCCUGAUUAGAUGGAAGAAGCUGACUGCAGAGCCAUUUCAUGGGUACCUGUGAGAUCUGGGUAAAGGCAAGAGUUUCACUGGUGGUGGAGGAGAUAAGAUUCAGAUCCAUUUUAAUCAGUACUCAGUUAGGCCAGCAGCCCUUCAUUAUUAAUUGCAGGCACUAAUAAUUUUUCUUAAAGCUUGUUCUUACUUCCCCUGUGGAAUGGAGGUGACUCAAGUCCAGUAAGUCACCAUAUUUUUCCACACAAACUGGUGUAAGUUUUCUGCUCCCAGCGUACUGAAUGCUAUCAUGCUAGGGACAUUUGGAUCUCACUGAAACACUUUGAUUGAGGCAUCUGAAAUAUACAGCCUCCCUUUAUAACCCAUGGAGAUGAACAGACAUCUCCAGAGCAUGAUUUAACACACCUGAAAUUGGAACCAUCCAAGAAAUGCCUCUUUCUCUCCACUGAUUAGAAAAGGAGCCUCAGGCCUCAUGACUCCUCCCUUCCAACCCGAAGAAAGUGCCUGAUGUUACUUGUGGCAAAGCCAGAUCACAGACAUUAGAAGGCAAAGAACUUACAAAGUCUGGGCAUCUUAGAGGAUCACAGACUUAUGAGGUUGUUUUUUGAUGGGCUCCCAGCAUUCAGGGAUUCAAAGCUCUUCAUAAAGGAUCUGCAUUUUGAUGAGGUGCCAGUGAGGAUUUACCUCCCAAGAGAACCACCUGCGAGCAAACGGAGAGGAGUCAUCUUCUUCCAUGGAGGAUGUGGGAUCUUUGGAAGCAUCAGAAGCCAUGAAAGGAUCUGCAGGGCUAUAGCCAGCAAAUCUGAUUCAGUGGUUGUGUCUGUUGGGUAUGUGUUAUCUCCUGAGCACAAGUACCCAGCCCAGAUCCUGGACUGUCUCACUGCCACCCUGCACUUCCUGAAGGCUGCAGAAAACUACGGGGUGGAUCCCGAGCGGGUGAUUGUCUGUGGGGAUAGUGCAGGGGGCACCUUUGCUGCCAGUGUUUGCCAAGAACUGGUAAACAGAAGAGAGGUGCCAAAGAUAUGUGCCCAGGUACUGAUCUAUCCCUUUGUCCAAGCACUGAACUUUAAUCUGCCGUCUUACCAGCAAAAUGCUUUCAUUCCCUUCUUGUCCCGAGAACGCACAGUAUGUUUCAUUCUGAAGUACCUGCAGAAGGAUUACUCUCUGAAGGAAGCCAUCCUGGCAGGUUCUCAUGCUCCUGAGAGUAUCACCUUGAAAUACAGGAAAUGGAUAAACCCAGAUCUUAUCCCAGAGACAUUUAAACUGGGCUAUAAAGCACCGAUACCCUCUUCAUUUUUACCUCAGGCCUAUGAGGAAACAAAAGAACUGUUUACGACAAGACUUUCCCCACUGUUAGCAGAAGAUGCUGUUGUUUGCUGCCUCCCUGAUACUUGUAUCAUCACCUGUGAGCACGAUGUGCUCAGAGAUGAUGGAUUGUUGUACAAGAAACGCCUAGAGGACAACAAGGUAAAAGUGACCUGGCACCACAUGACAGAAGGCUUCCACUGUGUCCUGGCAUUUUUUGGUUACAGUAUUUUCUCUUUUCCAUCCUCAAGUAAAAUGGUGAACCACAUUGUAACCUUUAUAAAAGGCUAUUAAAAUGUUCCUCCUAAUACACUGAGCUGGUAUGCAGAGGGAGUGUCUUUCAACUGACUAUCCACCAGCUGUUUGUACCCAGAAUCUAGGCAAGAAAUAGUAAGUGAAGAUUAGCAUGGUCUGCUGAAUUCUCAUUUUCAGUUGCUAUUACUUGGGAACAUGAUGGUUUUCUGGUUUUGGGGUUUUUUUUACCCAUUAACUGGUGUGCCUGUUUUUCUGUCCUCUUUUUAUGGCAAAGAAUAA
This is a messenger RNA of Dryobates pubescens (Downy woodpecker), 2622 nucleotides long. RefSeq names its product arylacetamide deacetylase-like 4. The record is from RefSeq and is a predicted model, not a curated record. NCBI's taxonomy places the organism in Eukaryota, Metazoa, Chordata, Aves, Piciformes, Picidae. Bases 1375 to 2382 code for a protein of 335 amino acids. Gene Ontology annotation, cellular component: membrane. Gene Ontology annotation, molecular function: carboxylic ester hydrolase activity. The transcript is spliced from 4 exons.